AUGAUCUUAAGGCUGGCUUUACGGGUUGGAACAUUGAUCGCGCGCCGUCUCGCAUUAUCGGCCUCGUCGCACGGCGCCCUCCUUCGUUCCAGGCCUUCGCACUCUACGGGUCUAGGAUUUUUCAAGCGUGCUGAAGUGAGGAUGUUAUCUACGCGUGUCGUUGACCCGAACGUCGUCCAAAUGUCUUCUGCCCCCGAAGGGAAUGUGGCCGAGGCCGACUCGAAGGCCGUCUGUGAUACAUGGAGCGCUACGCGACCGUUUGAUAGUGUCAUGACGCCAAAAUUGGAGAGCUUAGGGGAUUUUCUCGAAAAGUACCCGGAGAGUGAUGGACGAGGGGUGAAGAUUGCGAUCCUCGACACUGGCGUUGACCCGAAACUCGAGGGGAUGCAGUUUACCUCGACCGGUGAGCGGAAGUUGAUCGGCAUCUACGACUGCUCGGGUGCCGGCGAUGUCGACUGCUCGCAUUCGGUCACCGCAAAAGACGGAAAAGUGACGGGACUGACGGGCAGAAUAUUGAAUGUCUCCGCCAUCAAGGGGCUGAACAACCCGUCCGGCAAGUUCUACCUGGGCACCAAGCCGAUCCACGAGCUCUACGUGAAGGGACUGAAGGCCACGAUGCUUAAAGAGCGCCAUCAACCGAACUGGGAGUCGUCCUCCAAUCUCGCGCUCGCCAAUGCGAGGCGUUUACUCGAGGAGCACGAGAAGGAAGUUGGAGGAAAAGCUUCGGAUAGGAAAGAGCGCUUGAAACGAGAGGACCUGGCCUGCCGCGUCGAUUUCGUGAAGGACAGCAUCAAGAAGGAGGACAAGGGCCCGGUGGCGGAUGUGUUGCUGUGGCACGAUGGGACUUCUUGGAAAGCUCUUCUCGACACGUCGUUCCGCGGAAAACUCGGCAUGUGCACCCCGAUGGGCCCGUACGCCGAGAAAUAUGAAUUUGCUGAGGGCACAAUUGAUGGAGAUCAACUCACAUACGGCUUCAACGUGUACGCCGACGAGAAGAAGGUGGAAAUUGUGACGGUGUGCGGAAGCCACGGCUCGCACGUUGCCUCGAUCGCCGCCGCCAAUUACAAGGAGAAUCCGGCGCUUAACGGGCUGGCCCCGGGGGCUAAGGUGAUAUCGAUCUGCAUCGGUGAUGCUCGGCUCGGGUCUACAGAAACAGGCACGGCCCUGACGCGUGCCUUCAAUCUAUGCCGUGAACUUGGCGUCGACGUCAUCAAUAUGAGCUACGGCGAGGGUGUGGAUUUCGACGAUAAGGGACGAGUAAUCGCCGAGCUGAAGAAGCUGUUGGAGCAUGGCAAGACGCUGUUCAUCUCAUCGGCCGGAAAUAAUGGACCGGCGUUGUCGUCUGUUGGAUGCCCCGGUGGCACGACAUCUGGAGUUAUUGGAGUUGGCGCCCUGCUGCUCCCUAACCAGCUCUCCCAAAUCUACGGCGCCGCCGUCAACGUUGACGAGCCGGCUCCAUUUUUGUGGUCAAGCUGCGGACCGGCCUCUGAUGGUGCUGACGGUGUCUCGAUUUACGCGCCGGGCGCUGCUUUCGCCGAAGUGCCCAAAUACACCCGAAAGUGCAACCAGCUGAUGAACGGCACGAGUAUGAGCUCCCCGAAUGCGGCCGGCGCAAUCGCCUGUCUACUCUCCAAAAUCAAGCAGGAGGACAAGAAUUUUUCGCCCUACGAGAUUCGCCUUGGGCUCGAGCAGUCCGGAACGCCGUUGAAGGGCUGUAUGGCGAAAAUGAUGAGGGUAUCUGCAGCCUACGACUUCUUGACCAAGUACGAGGAUCGGCGGCUGAAUUUGCAUGACGUGAAGGUCGCCUGCCGAAGAUGGGGCGUGCCCGGCAUCGAUCGUGGCAUCUACCUGCGCGAUCACGCCGACUUCCACUCGGGACCACUGAAGUUUACCAUCACCGUCGAGCCGCUGUUCACCAAAUCGGCCACUCCAAGUGAAAAGACCAACUUCAUGGAGCGAUUGACGCUUGAGCUUCUACCUGGCGAGGGCUCUUUACCCCACACUAGCAAGGCCAUCACGUGGCAGAUCCCCGAUAUACUCAACUUGACAUCCGGGGAUUCGGCAUUUUCCGUGCUGUUCGAGUACAACCCGAAGGAAGACCAGGAGAAGCAGCAUGUGCGAGGAUGGAUCGGUGGCCGUGACCACUCCGGUCGUAUCGUCUUCCGAGUACCGUACACGAUUCUGCCGCCUCGCAAGGAGCAAAAUUUCGAAAUGGAGCUGGCCGCUGGAGUCGUUGAUCGUCGCCUCAUCCACGUGCCAGAGGACCGGAAUAUUGCUUGCAUCCAAGUGAACGCCCCACCCAUGGCUGCCAAUGAGCGCAUCGUCAUCCACGGCGUGCAAAAUAUUCCACAACACGCCUUUCGGGACCAUGAACUGUCAAAGAAUUUCCUGACCGAAAAGGAUUCGCACAGCUUCCUGAUGAAAGUGGUGCCCGGUCGAUCGCUCGAACUCUGCUCGACCCUCUCCACCGUGUCGUACAAGAAGUUGAAGGUCAAGAUUGACGUCUCCUUCCACAACUUGCUCCACGAGCCGACGAUUCACUUGACGACCGCGUCUCAAAUCAAUCGGUUCUUCGUGGAGACUGUCUCCAGCCUUCCCAUCGAGUUCGAGCCGGCCAUUUCCCUAAAAUCGAUGACAACUUACUACAAGCCGACCGAGAUGAAGCUCGAGCCACUGGCGGUCCGUGAUCUGUUCGCCGACGGCAUCCAGCUGAACCGCAUCCAGUUGAGCUACAAAAUUAACGUCCACAAAGCCGCGGAACACCAAUUCGAGCUGGGAGGCCUAUCUGGAUACCUCUACGAGAGCCCGUAUGACGACAUCUUCUUCCAAGUCUUCUCGAACACGAAGGAGUACCUUGGAGGGAGCAGCAGCUUCAAGGAGCGGUACCCAGUCAAGUUGGAGAAGGGCGAGUACAAGGUGGUUGUGCAAGUCCGUCAUCCAGAAGAAGCGGCGUUGGAGAAGCUGAAGGACGCGACGUUGACCGUCUACAACAAGCUGGCCGCCGCCGUCUCCCUCGACUGCUACAAGACUGCCGACGCCCUAGCAGCCGGAAACGGCAAGGGCAAGUGGGAGAAGACGAUGCUCGCCCAAACGCAACGAGCCACGCUGUUCGUCCAAAAUGUCCCCGAAGACAAAUUGGGCAAGCCAUCAGCCGGAGGAACACUGCGAGGCGUCUUCACGCCAUUUGGUGGCGAGUGGAAAGAUAAAUAUACAGUACCUGUCGUCGUCCACCUGGCCACCGCCGAGUCGAAGAAGCAGUCGAAGGCCUGCUCGAUGGUCGAGCUGGAAGCGCCGAAGAAAGAGAAGGAUACGCCGGCUCAGGAAUUGGCUAACGCCCUCCGAGACGUAAAGAUCAAGCACUUCGACAAGAUGGAAAAGCUGGAAGAGGUGGAAAAUCUGUACACAGAGGCGGUCGGCGAAAAGUUCCAUCUGCCACUGGAGCUGGCCUACGUCAAGAAGCUGUACGGGUUGGCCACCGGAAAGACUGCCGAGGGCAAAGAAGAGGCUGCCGAGCGCUUCUUCGAGCAGGCGACGUCGAUUUUGGAGAACUGCAACCCGCAAGAGGUGCUCGCCUACUUUGGAACCCAGAAUGCUGAUGCUUCCGUGGAGCUGGCGGCCAAGAAAGAGGAGUUUGACCAGAAGAAGGAUGCCAUCAUCGAAAUUCUCACGCAAAAGGUCUCGAUUCUGGCGACCCGGAAAAUGGCCAAAAUGGACAAGAGCCGAGUCCCGGCCACCUUCCUCGAGACGCCCGUCACUAAAGCCGACACCACCGAGAUUCCGGUCGAGGUGAAUGGCGACGCUUCCAAGGCGGAGGAGAAACAACCUGCGGCCGCCCCCGCCCAAAUCUCGAAAGAACUCGAAGACGCGUUCGUCGAGUUGCAAAAGUUUGUGCCGUUGGAUGAUGCAAAGAUGCACCUCCCGUACUCCAAGUACGCGAUGGCCAACGAGUACCACGGGAUCGCGAUCAAGCUGCUCGAGAAGCACAUGAACGAUGCGCGGACGAACGGCAAGACGCCCGAGUACGACGAGAAGACGUUGGCCGAGCUCGCCAACCUGUGCGGCUGGGACCAUUUGGCCACCUCGUUCAAGAACGACCACCUCCACAAGGUGCGCCCCAACUAUCGCCCAUUC
Messenger RNA from Mesorhabditis spiculigera, 4131 nucleotides. The record is from the annotation of a GenBank genome assembly. Lineage: Eukaryota; Metazoa; Nematoda; Chromadorea; Rhabditida; Rhabditidae.